This is a messenger RNA of Acaulospora morrowiae, 4197 nucleotides long. Lineage: Eukaryota; Fungi; Glomeromycota; Glomeromycetes; Diversisporales; Acaulosporaceae. The record is from the annotation of a GenBank genome assembly.
AUGAGGAAAGGAUCAGUAACAUCAUCCGGUUCAUCACAAUCAUAUACUGCUUAUCGUUCGUCAAAUGAUACACUAGUAGAAGAAGGACGUAAUUCUACUCGAAUAACAAGUAGUCGGCAAAUAUAUAAAAAUACAUUAUCGUCAUCUACCAUAGUGGAGGAGUAUGAUGAGUCUUCAUUAACAUCACCGUCAGAAGAAAAACAAAAAUCAGUAUUUAUUGAUAAUCCCUCAACAAGGUCUACUAGAUUCAAUUCCGUUGGUGACGAUGACGAUCAACCGCCAAUAUAUACCGAUAGGAAGAAGUCCAUCUAUAAACCUGUGCAAAAACCACCAUUGAAUACCAUCCAAACUUCUUUCUUUCACAUCUAUCGCUUUGCCACUCUAUUCGAUUACUUUUUAAUGGCUUUGGGAAUUUUUUUCAGCAUUCUUGCCGGUCUAGCCAUACCAUUUAUGACGCUGAUCACUGGGGAUAUAUUUAAUGUGUUCACUGACAAACAAACCGGAAAAGUAACCGCACAAGCGUUUCAAGAGAGAGUCAACUUUUUGGUAAUGGAAUUCAUGUUACUGGGUCUCGGGGACUUUAUCGUGAUUUUUGCAAUGGUUACAUUUUGGAAUUGGACCGGUGAACGACAGGCGAGACGUAUGAGGGAAAUUUAUUUUAGAUCGUUAUUGAGAAUGCAUAUUAGUUAUUUCGAACAAUCUGACAUAACAUCUGGUGGUCUGUUGACUAGUGUUAACAAAGACUCGGAAGAUGUACAAAAUGCAAUUUCCGAAAACAUGGGGCACAUUAUACAAUAUACAGUUACUGCCUUUAGUUGUCUCAUACUGGCUUUUAUGAAAAACGUGAUCUUAACCUUAGUAAUAUUGGCUUCUAUGCCUCUGAUAUUUUUAGCAUUGGCUUUCACUUCUCGUCUUGCAGGCCCGUUGUUGUCCAAAGAGCGUGAGGUAUUCAUAAAAGCCGGUAACACACUCGAAAAUGCCUUAACCGCAAUUAAAACAAUAAAAGCAUUUAAUGGAGAAGAAAAGGAAGAAAAGAAACACUUUGACAAUUUGAAUGAGGCUAACACCGCUUCUAGUGGUCUGGCCCGCACUUAUGCUCUACGUACGGGUCUAAUUCAGUUCUUCUUGUUGUCAUUGUUCUUUCAAGGAUUUUGGUACGGAUCGGUACUGGUGGCUAAUAAACAGCUUGCUCCUGGAGAUGUAUUGAGCAUAUUUUACGCUAGUCUGCUCGGUGUCAGCGUGUUGAAAGGUAUACUACCAAAAUUAAUAAUAUUAUCCAAGGCCAAAGAAGCCAUAAAGUCGAUAAACAUUUUGUUGGAAAAAGUAGCGUUAUUGGAUUUAGAGGCGUUAAGAGGUUUCAAGUUGUCAGAAAUAAAAGGAAAUAUAGAGUUUAGCGAGGUCAGUUUUUCUUAUCCCACUCGUCCGGAUGUGGCAGUGAUGAAAAACAUAAAUCUCCUCAUACCGGCUGAAAAAACUACCGUGUUUGUUGGACAAAGUGGUUCCGGAAAAUCAACUAUAGCCCAGUUAGUGCAACGUCUUUAUGAGCCGGAUAACGGUCUAAUCACAUUGGAUGGACGUGAACUUCGAAUUUUAAACAUUUCUUGGCUUAGACAACAAAUUGGUGUUGUUAGUCAGGAGCCAGUCCUCUUUGACGACACCAUAUUCCAAAAUGUUGCCUACGGGAGACCUGAUUAUUGGAACGUCACUCUGGAUCAAGUUAUUUCCGCAUGUAAGACUGCAUGUAUUCAUGAUUUUAUACAAGAACUACCAGAAGGCUAUAACACCCGUCUAGGUGACAAAGCAAAAAAACUUUCAGGCGGUCAGCGCCAAAGAUUGUCUAUUGCUCGUGCUUUAAUCAAAGAUCCUGCUAUUCUGAUACUUGAUGAAGCAUCAAGCGCACUCGAUAUGGAAUCUGACGCAUUGGUGCAACAAGCUCUACAAAAUAGUCGCGUCGGUCGAACCACCAUUGUCAUCACUCACAAUUUAUCUCACAUCAAUGAAUCAGAUACUAUAUACGUAUUGUUUGAGGGUGAAAUUGUGGAAAGCGGCACUACUGCUCAACUUCUUGAAAAUCCAGAAGGUCAUUUUUCUAAAUUAGCGGAAGAAUCUCGCCAAAAACGUAGUCCCAAACGAAAAACGUAUGAACUGGACAUGAUCAACAUGCGAUUAAAACGGUCUGAGACCUAUUAUUCGACUUAUUCGGUUGUUGACAGUAUCCCACCUUCACCAAGCCUACGGAAUCGAUCAUCACAAUUUGGAUGGAGUCCAUCUGCUUAUACAGAACAUUUUGAUACAAAGGCGAUAGAUGUUCUAAAUACCUCCGCUUUGGCUGCCGUCUCAAAGCGGCGUAUGUCACUUUUUGAUAUCUUAAGUUAUUAUGAAGACGAGACUGCGGAAGACGGAGUACUGAUUGAUGUUUUAGUGACAACCCCCGAUGAUGCUUCCACGAAAGAAGGUCGAAGACGUACUAGUAUUCUGAAGUUAAUUCUUGAGACGAUGCAAAAUAGAGUUACUUAUUCGUUCGGUGUAAUCUCCUCCGUUAUAAAUGGUCUCGUGAUGCCGCUAUUUUCAUUCGUUCUCGCUAGUUUAUUGAACACUUACGCAAUUCCCGAACGAGAUGAACUAUUGAAAGAAUCUAGAAAAUAUGCAAUAUUUGUAAUACUUAUAGCCGUGGUUAAUGGAAUAUCGGCAUAUUACAAGUAUUUCUUAUUGGAAAGGGCAUCAGAGCAAUGGGCUGUCAGACUAAGACAUCUGGGAUUCAGAACUGUAUUACGGCAACCUCCGUCGUGGUUCGACAAAUCAGAAAAUGCUAUCGGAAGGCUCACCACCGUACUUAUAACCGACACCAACACUACAAAAAAUCUUAUUGGACACUUUGUGGGAAAUAUAACCUUUGGUUCAGUGUCAUUAUUGGGAGGGAUAAUCUGGGCACUUGCCGUAGGAUGGCAAUUGACUCUGGUGGGAUUUGGGCUAGUUCCUAUAUUAUUAAUCGCCUCAGAAUUGCAAGGAUAUGUGCUACAAAAAUACGAGAAAAAACAAAAACUUGCCAGCGAAGAAAUGUCAAAUUUAUUCUAUCAGACAAUUUCAAGUAUUCGAACUGUAUUUUCCUUGGCCAUCGAAAGUGCUAUGGAAGAAAAGUUCCAAUCUGCUCUCAAAGUUCCAUACAUGAUUGGUAUUCGUAAAGCAUUCUUCGGCGGAUUUACCACCGGUUUAUUAGAUGCAUUUCAAUAUUUCUCCAAGGCGAUAACAUUUUGGUAUGGGGCUCAUCUUGUCUCUCAAGGCAUCUAUGAUCUACAAAAAAUGCUUAUUGUGUGGACACUUGUCAUCUUCUGUACUACCUCCGCCUCGCAAAUGCUUGCCACCAUUCCAUACUACGCCAAAAGUAAACAGGCCGCAAAAUCAAUUGCCAAGAUUCUUAAUUUACCCAUCGAAGAUACGACCAGUGGCGAUACUAUCGAUGAUGUGCAAGGAGUUGUAGAAUUGAGAGACGUACACUUUUCUUAUCCCGAGAGACCCGACAUAAAAGUUUUAAAUGGGUUGAACCUCACCUUGCAACCAAACCAGUCGAUCGCGCUAGUGGGCAAAAGUGGUAACGGAAAAUCGACGGUGGCAGCAUUAUUACAACGAUUCUAUGAACCAAGCAGCGGACGUAUCUUAUUUGAUCAUAUACCGCUAAAAGAUCUCCAGUUACAUUGGUUACGUGAACAAAUCGGUAUAGUAAGUCAAGAACCCAUAUUAUUUGAUGCUUCCGUAUCGGAGAAUAUAGCAUAUGGUAAACCGGACGCGACUCAGGAAGAAAUUGAGGUCGCAGCACGUCAAGUUAACAUGCACGAUUUUAUACAGUCCCUGCCUGAUGGAUAUAAUACCAAACUGGGUAGCAGCGGAUCUCAACUAAGUGGUGGUCAGAAACAGAGAAUUUCUAUUGCUCGAGUUUUAUUACGGAACCCUAAGAUAUUAAUAUUGGAUGAAGCGACCAGCGCACUGGAUGUCACCAACGAACAAAUUGUUAAUGAGACAUUGGUCAAGGUACAAAAAGGAAGGACCACAUUGGUGAUUACGCAUCGGUUAAAUAAUGUUAAGAAUAUGGACCGAAUAGCCCUGGUCGAGGAUGGUCAAAUUACGGAGGUUGGAAAUCAUAGGGAGUUGAUGAGUAAGAAAGGUGGAUAUUUUAAUCUAGUUACUAGUGGAAAUCUCUGA